Labrus mixtus (cuckoo wrasse) is the source of this 3079-nucleotide messenger RNA. It is a transcript of the gene znf740b, whose product is annotated as zinc finger protein 740b. Gene Ontology annotation, biological process: regulation of transcription by RNA polymerase II. The transcript is spliced from 7 exons. The record is from RefSeq and is a predicted model, not a curated record. Gene Ontology annotation, molecular function: RNA polymerase II cis-regulatory region sequence-specific DNA binding; DNA-binding transcription factor activity, RNA polymerase II-specific. The coding region runs from base 202 to 1005 and encodes 267 amino acids. NCBI's taxonomy places the organism in Eukaryota, Metazoa, Chordata, Actinopteri, Labriformes, Labridae. Gene Ontology annotation, cellular component: nucleus.
GCACAUCCGGUGCCGUUUCCUGUCAGUGUUUGUAAACUGAGAAAAUUGGAAGUGCGACAAGCAAUAAUAACCUACAUAACUCUUAAAAUUGAAAGGCUUUGGCCCCUGAUGAUUUGGGUGGGUGGGGUCUCUUCUGUUACCCCCGAUCCUGAGUGAAGCCCCCACUGUUCCCCCAAACACACACGCAUUCAAACCACCACGAUGACAAACCAUUCCAACAGGGACCAUAUGAAAUGGGCUGGGCUGCUGGGCUGUGAGGCGGUGCUAUCCAGUAUGGCUCUGAUGCAAGCCAACAACAUCCCAGGACAGAAGAGGAUGAUGUCAACUUUGGGUCAAGGGCACAGGGCCAGUCCAGAGAGCCACCAAACUCACUCGCAGCACAGCAACAACCACCAUGGACACCAGGGUCACCAUGGACAAGCCCACCACAGCCACAUGGGUCACCCGUCAGCAGGGAGCUGUCCACCUCUGCUGAUCCGAAAAGACGGGGAUUAUCACACAUCAAGAAUGAUGGAUGGGAAGGACAUGCAGGCAAACCAGAAUAUGCAACCCAAGAAGAAGCACAAAAAAUCAGGGUCAUCCAACAAAGUCAAAGAGAAAGUGGAGCUUAUACUUCCACCACUGGACAUGGAUGAUGACAGUUCCUUGAAAGUUCAGAAGAACUUCAUCUGUGACCACUGCUAUGGAGCUUUCCGGAGUAGCUACCACCUCAAGCGACAUAUACUUACACAUACAGGAGAAAAGCCGUAUGCCUGCGAUGCCUGUGAUAUGCGUUUCAUUCAGCGUUACCACCUGGACAGACACAAGAGGGUGCACAGCGGAGAGAAGCCGUACCAGUGUGAUCGCUGUCAUCAGAACUUCUCACGGACAGACAGACUGCUGAGACACCGGCGGCUGUGUACUGUCGGGAUGACUAAAGAGGAGAGCCAGUACUCACAGGAUGCAUCUGCCCAUCCAGCUUCCUGGAGUCCCCUACAGCCCUCCAACAACCGUUUGACUGUCUGACCCUCGGCUUCCUAUAGAGACCCUUCAGACAGAAGCAUUGGAGCUCAACAGUAGCGUACCCUGAAAACCACCUAGCUUUAAAACCAUUUUAGUUUGCUCUCGCCAGUUCAUUCACAGAGCUGGAUAUUGGAUUUUUGUAUUUUUCUACUGUUACGUGAAUCCCACUGGCAAACGGAGGAGGACUACUUUGCGAUCAUGGACAACAGAUCAUGAUAUUAUGGCAAUAUCUAAAUGUAAGAGGCACACUUCUUUCAUCUGAAGGUGGCAGGUAUUGGAUGUUUGCUGCCAAGGGAUUUACAAGGAUUUUUGACCGCAUUGACUUUCAAUGUAUCCCUCAUAGGUGUUCUGUUGACCUGCACCGCUCUGCUACUAUGGAAAGUUCACUAAAGGACAAACAUACGGAAGUGUUUAGCUUUUUAUUUCAAGUACUACUGAUGGUAUCUUCGUUACGAUACUACUCAUCAUGUACCCAGCUGUUUAUAAGCUGAAGAUCACAGCAGACUUGUGGUCCAAGCUGACUUAAGGAAGUCACUUUCAACCCAUUCAGUUCUGAAGGCGUUGAGUUUUAGAAAACAACUGAAAACUGAUUUUAGAAUGAAAUGCAAACUAAUAAUACAUUUUCCCCAGCUCAUAUGUCUUAAAUGGAUCUGAAGUAAUCUCCUACGAUUAUUUCAAAGAACACUAAAGGCUAACUAGAUUUUCCUGAGAUGUUACAUUUUAGACUUUGUUGCAUUAGUUAUGUUGUGUAGCGACGGCUUGCUCACUCACGGUUCCAUCUACUUUUGAAGAGAAGGUAACACUGUUGGAAUACAAUAGGAGGCUGACACGUUUCUGUUCUGUACCGCAGAUUUAAUGACGCUCUUGAACAACUCAGUGGGCUUUUUCAUUACGUUCAUUUUGAUUUAAGAAAUACAUGUCUGAUUGUCUGUAGCAAACAUGGAAAUUCUAAAACACUUUGUGAAACAUCAAUAUUUCUGUUUACUGUCUCUUUUAGCGAGAAACCACUGUUUGUCUUUUUUUUUUUCUUGCUCACUGUUCAUCAAUUCUUAUGAAUUUGAAAGACUUCCGUCCUUUCACAAGUUUUUUGGUAAGUCAACAUGUUAUCUGAUAUCCUGAGGUUUACACCAAGGGCUCCUGAGAGUAUAUGAGCAUAGAUCUGGUAAUGGUUAUUAGGCACGUGACACAUGGUUUAAAACAAAGUAUUUUCAAUGGAGGUACAGGGGGAAUGUCCUUUGUACAGGCUUGUAGAAUCCAGUGCUCAUGAAAACAGCCCAGAUCAGAUGAAGGAAUAAUUAGUGUUGUCUGUAGAUCUCUAGACCUUACCUCUGUCUUGACUCAACUGAAUGUCAUGUGAAUACAGUGCCAUGACAUUUCUUUUCAAUUGGAACCUUGAGCAUCUUCAGUGAAGGUGACUUAUUGUAUACAGUGAAGACCAGAAAAUAGUGUCCAGGUUGUGUUUUGUAUAAUGAGAGCCUACAUUAUUUUUUUUGUUCCAUUAAUUCAGGCUCCAAACACUGGACUGGUGAUGUGUUAGCUCGACUGAGGAGGAUUGCAAUGUAGACUGGUACUUCUGUUAGACUAUGUAGAAUGAGUUUUGGGCCCAUUACUGACUUUUCUGCUUUUUUAUAAAGUUAAUAUAUGUUUAAAUUUUAUUAGGGGUAGAAAAUAGUAUGUAAAGGACCUACACUCCAACACAAAAUCAAAGUAUUUACAAAGUUAUAAUCCUUAGUCUGAUGAUUUCUUGAGACAACUGAGAAGCCCAUUGCAAGACAUUGUCAACUUUCUGUUAGGAGGAAAAGUAAAAGUGGCCACUCGUGCCCUUAAGUGUAGCAGCUAAAAUUAGUCAGCAUUUUUUUUCUUUGUCUUUUUGCAUGUAUAUGUUUGAAAAAUCUUGUUAAAAAAAAGUUUUGGUAAAAAGAUUUGCUUUAUUUCAGAUGUAAGCCCCCAUCCGUUUUGUCAUUCGAGGGGUGAAGUGAAAUCACUUAACGUCAGUCAAUCAUUCUGUAGCAUGGAGCUUGUAAUGGCAGUUUAGGGCCCCAAGUCUCAAUAAAGCUGUUACACUUUUUAAACAAAU